CUAUAUAUUAUAACCCACAAAAUUUGAUAGAAAUAUUAAAGGCCUCUUUGCUUUGAAGAUUGAUCAUCAUUGAUAAGAUGGAUUGUGGUGGUAGUGAUGAAAAUAAUCAACAAAGAGGUGGGCCUUGUGGAGCUUGCAAGUUCUUGAGAAGGAAGUGUGUGAAGGGAUGCAUAUUUGCACCAUACUUUGACUCAGAGCAAGGAACUUCACACUUUGCUGCGGUGCAUAAGGUUUUUGGUGCAAGCAAUGCAUCUAAGCUUCUCAUGAGGAUCCCUCCACAUAAGAGGCUUGAUGCUGUUCUCACUCUUUCUUAUGAGGCUCUUUCUAGGGUUAGAGACCCUGUUUAUGGUUGUGUUGCUCAUAUCUUUGCUCUUCAACAACAGGUUGUGAACUUGCAAGCAGAAUUAACAUAUGUUCAGGCCCGUCUUGCUACAAUGCAUCGCAUCCCUAUAGCUGCUGCUGCUGCUUCACCACCAACUCUUCAUUCAUCAUCAUCCUUAGAUCACUUGGCAUCAUCAAAUGCUGACUUGCAAAAUGCCUCUAACAAUAUGGGCAUGAACUUUAAUCCUCCUCCUCAGCCACCACCACACUCAACACCAUUAGAAUCAAGUAUCUUCAUCAACUCAUCAGAUGAACCACCACCACCACUACUACUUGAGGAUGGGGAUCUUCAAACUUUGGCAAGAGAAUUUGUCACUAGGUACUUGCCCGGAGUAAGAUUCCAGCCAUCUAAUAAUUCUCACUAAGAUGACAAUGCUUUUGUUUCUAUCAAUGUCUAAGGGAAUUACAACUUGGCUUGAUUUGGUGGUUGCUAAUACUACUAUGGUUAGAGAUGUACUGGUGCAAGAGACGAAUACUUUCUAACAUGAAGGAUUAUGUUUAUGUAAUUACAAGAUUGGUGGCUUCACACCUUUUUAUUUGUCUAAGUAAUUUGCUGCUUCUUUAGCUCUUGGUAAUUUAGAUUUGCUUACUAUGGAAAAAGAAUUUCUACAUACUUCAAUAGAAUGCCUAUGACCAAUGAUUCACCAAGUAAUUUCUUACAUGUCACUAAGCUACUAGCUUAGUUAAACCAUGUUACCACAUUUGAUCAUUAUUUGCAGCACCAAUUGAUUCAGAUUUUUUUAUGGUCCCUGAUCCAAUUUAAGUAAUGUAAACACCUGUUGGGAAACCUAGUAAAAAGUUAAACUAACACCUUUGUUUAUUGAGUUUAUGGCCGAUCACAAUCAUGUUAUUUUCAACUAGGAUAAGUGUAAUUUUCCAUCUUGGGAAUACAUUUCUCUAUCUCAACUAGAACAAUCUACUAGAAAAGAAAAUCAGCUACAUCAAGCUCGGAGAGGAUGGCUUUUUUAGUCUUCUUA
Messenger RNA from Arachis duranensis, 1358 nucleotides. Its product is annotated as LOB domain-containing protein 19-like. The transcript is spliced from 2 exons. Gene Ontology annotation, biological process: positive regulation of DNA-templated transcription; hormone-mediated signaling pathway. The coding region runs from base 78 to 746 and encodes 222 amino acids. Gene Ontology annotation, cellular component: nucleus. The record is from RefSeq and is a predicted model, not a curated record. NCBI's taxonomy places the organism in Eukaryota, Viridiplantae, Streptophyta, Magnoliopsida, Fabales, Fabaceae.